Messenger RNA from Manihot esculenta (cassava), 938 nucleotides. RefSeq lists its product as uncharacterized. The transcript is spliced from 2 exons. Bases 63 to 644 code for a protein of 193 amino acids. NCBI's taxonomy places the organism in Eukaryota, Viridiplantae, Streptophyta, Magnoliopsida, Malpighiales, Euphorbiaceae. The record is from RefSeq and is a predicted model, not a curated record.
AUACCCAAAGCUAAGGUGGUGAGCUUACGAAACGGAAGAUCUAAGACAAGAGCACAAAGAAGAUGACCAACUUUAGCGGCUGCAGCAAUCUCGUGAUCUUCAUCUUCAUCUUCUUCUUCUCGCGUCAGACGUCAAUGGCUGAAGGAUACAAAAAUAUCAACCCGAUUUACGACUUGUCCAGCAGAGAGGAAAUGGUGAGAUUGGCUGGUUAUGGAGAGGACAAGCUUUCUACUGUUCUCAUCACUGGCACUGUUCUCUGUGAAGCUUGUGAUGAACCUCACAUUCAAACAUGGCCUGUUUCAGGUGCUAUGGUUACCAUCAACUGUGACACAAAAGAGAAGUGGAGCAAAACAACUUCUGCACAGGUCAUCACUGAUGAAUAUGGAGACUUUCAAAUUGAUCUUCCUUCUCACCUUCAUGCGAUUCCCAACUUGGACAGAAUAUGUUCAGUCAAGGUUGUGAGAAUGCCAAAGAACUCAGCCUGCUUCCCUGCUUUUGCAACAAAACAAAUGGCACUGAAGUUAUCUUCAGAUACCAACGGCGUCCGCAGUUAUACUGCUGGAAAUAUUACAUUUCUGCAUUUGAGAUCUAGACCUUUACUAGCUUGCACAAACAGGGAGAGAAGUGAUGAACAGCUUGCAUAACAUAUUCCCAGUUCUUGAGUUGAGGAUGGAGAUGAAGUCCUAUGGCUCAUUUGGAUGGCGCUUCUUCAGUCACAGCAAUGAGUUGCAAGUUUUCAAUUCCAGUCCUGUCAGUUUUAAAACUCAAAUGGAGAGAGAGAGAGAGAGAGAGGUGAUGCCUAUAGUCUGUUUGUAAAUAUUGAAAACAACAAUGCGGGCUGUGAUAGAUACAAGAAAAUUUCCAGUCUUGCUCUGUAAACAAUGACACUAGCACAGUAUCAAUAAAAGAAACUAGAAGUGAUCAUGGGUCUGACAACC